CAUACAUUUAUAUUUAUUCAGUUAACUUAAAUCUUCUCAACGACACUCAUAUAUUUAUUGCAUACCACAAAAACUUUUUUUUCUUUUCCAUGAAUUUAAUUGUUGCGAGAAUCGAUUACCAGUUAUUAGAUAUUUAAAUUAUGUACUAACAUAUAUAUAUAUAUAUAAUAUAUUAAGUACACGGUGCAUUUGCUAAUUGACAGACGAUUAAAUAAACAAAUAAUUAAAAAUGCGAAUUGUGACUUUGCAUUAAAACAAAUAAAUUUUCUAACCUAAAUUUGAAUAUUUGAAUUUUGAAAUUCAAAUUUAAAUUUAAAAAAACAUAAGAAGGGUGCUAUUAAAAUGAAGUAUUUAUUGUUUGUUUGGUAAUUAUGAUUGUUAACAAGCUGUCAAGGGUUUUGUUUAUUAAUUAAUUUGAAUAAUAAGAAUAAAAAUAAUAAGUGGAUUUGUCGCUGGGUUAAAUGAUACCGAAAAAAUUAUUUAAUAAUUUGACAAUUGUUAGUUUUUUAUGUCGGUAUGCUCAUACAACAAAUAUAUAUCAACAAUCAAAGUCAUUUUUCAGAUAUUUAUGACAGAUUUAUCACUGCGACAUUUUGUUGGAAGACGCAGAUGUUUAUCUCGAGUUAAAAUACUCAGCUACUCAACGUUUAAUUAUAAUCACAACCACAAUCAUAAUCAUAAUCAUAGUCAUAGUCGUAGUCAUAAAUACAUAAAUAAUAAUAACAAUAAUUUAUUGGAAGACGCAAAAGAGAACAAUAAUUUAAAUAGACGACACUGUAAGUCGAAACGCAACAAAGACAUGGAGCCUUACGCGGAUGCUGAGUUAGAGGACGGCAGUGCGUGUACUCCAGCACAAGAUAUACCGGAACCUCUUUCCAGUGAAUUUAUCAAAGAGGUUACCAAGGAUUUGAAUAAACUACCACUUAAAUUUCGAUAUGGCAUCAGCCAGAAGAGAUACAAAGAUUACCGGCAAUGGAAAUCUGUUUCAGGAACGGAACCGAUUAAUACAGAGACGGAUUUUUCAUUUAAAAUAUUGUCUUAUAAUAUACUCGCACAAAAUUUAUUAGAAUCUCACUAUUAUUUAUACAAAAGCCAUCAAAAAAAUGCAUUAGAUUGGGGAAUAAGAAAAUUGCUGGUUCAAAAAGAAAUAAUUGAAUCGGAAGCUAGUGUGAUAUGUAUACAAGAAAUGCAAGUGGAUCAUUUGCAAGAAUUUCUAGUACCUUUUAUCGAACAGGGUUUCGAUUAUUUAUACAAAAAACGUACAAAUGACACCCGAGAUGGUCUGCUGCUCCUGUACCGGCCGAGUCUCUUCAAGCUGGAAGACUACGUCUAUGUUGAGUAUCACCAGACCUUUGAGGACAUCCUCAAUCGCGACAAUGUCGGGGUCGUUGUAAAGUUUUCUUUAGUUGAAAGCCCAGAAACUCGGGUCGUUAUUUCUACUACUCAUUUGCUGUAUAAUCCUAAGAGGAAUGACGUAAGAUUAGCUCAGACUCAAAUUCUCUUUGCUGAGCUAGAUAGAAUUGCGUUUAUCAGAAAUACUGCAAAUGGACCUGAAUAUCAUCCAAUAAUAAUUUGUGGUGAUUUUAAUUUCCAACCAUUUACUGGAGUAUAUAAAUUUAUAACAGAAGGUUCAUUUAAUUACGUCGGCAAAGGGCAUAAAUUAGACGAAAGUGGAUUUAGACGUUUGUCAAAUUCACUGAUACCUUCAUCGCUGCUUGUUACUGACAAUUGUCAGCAUUUUAAUGUCGUGACCAAACGAUUUCGCGGUCAUGGGGAUGAAAAAAUUAUGCUGUACCGCAAUGAAGAUCGAAAUCAUCGAGUAAGAGACCCCGGUAACUUUACAAAUGAAGUAGACCCCGAGUCUUACGACUACCAGAAGGUUCAGAUAGUAGACGGUCAGUAUGCGCACUUUUCAUCUGGCGCGCUGCAGCACGCGUUCAAACUCAACAGCGUGUACCAGCACGCGGACCCGCGGGGCGAGAUGGAGGCGACGACCAAUCAGGGGGAGUGGAUCACAGUCGACUAUAUUUUUUACACAGAUGUCGAGGUGACCAGCAAGUACUCGCUGCCUACAGUCCGCGAGUGCGAAACGCUGCCGCUGAUUCCAAAUUUUGUGGUCGGCAGCGACCAUCUGUGUCUUGGCGCGACAUUUAAAUUGAAAAAAAAACCCAUCGCCAGAUGAAAAUUUUUUUUUUUGAUUUGUCUUUGGUUCGUCUAUUGAUUUUAAAUUGUUAGAGUUCGAUUUGAUAAAAUAAAUAAAUAUAUAUUUUCAAAAAUAUUUUUAUUGGUUAUUGAGAUUAAAACCUGGGGCUGGAGACCGUGGGAAAUUUUUUGAUUAAAAAAUGAUUAGCAGAAAAAUUUUUAUUUAACUAUUAAAGUGAUAAAUUGUUUACAUAUUUAUAUAUUUAGUCUAGCCUAUAUUUUAUUAUUUAUUAAUUAAUUAAUA
This is a messenger RNA of Microplitis mediator, 2446 nucleotides long. It is a transcript of the gene angel, whose product is annotated as protein angel homolog 2-like. Gene Ontology annotation, molecular function: 3'-5'-RNA exonuclease activity. NCBI's taxonomy places the organism in Eukaryota, Metazoa, Arthropoda, Insecta, Hymenoptera, Braconidae. Bases 509 to 2182 code for a protein of 557 amino acids. The transcript has 6 exons. The record is from RefSeq and is a predicted model, not a curated record.